UGGGAUGAGGACCACCAAGUGCCAGCUGCUGGCCACCAGCCUAUGUGUCAUGCUGCUGGGGCUGUCGAUUGCUGCACUGAGCACAGUUACUCACUGCGGGCUCCAUUUCACCCUCAUCAGCAACAUUGCUUUCGAGAGCAACUCCUACAGAGUCAUCCACAACGCAGCUUUCUACAUCGGGAUCUGUCUCAGCAUGGUGCUGAUCCUUGCUGCCCUCCUGAGCUCUGUUGCCACAGUGCGGGAAUCGGAGCAUCUCACAGCGAUGGGAUUUUUCUGUUUUGCUCUUGCGUUCUGUGGAUUGAUACCAGCUGCCUUCUGGAGAUACACUCACAGGACAGAGGUGGAAGACAGCAUGAUGGAUGUGUACGACUUUGUGUAUGAGGAGGCGAGGAAGAAUGCCUCCAGCUUCAGGAGACAGGAACUGACUGCCAUCCACGAAACAUUCCUGUGCUGUGGGAAGCACUCUCCCUUCGGAGAGACGGGAGACAUUGAACGUGAGACGUGCCCACUAGGCCAUGCCGAGACAGCAGAAGAGGAUUGCCUCCAAGAGAUCCGGGACUUCCUGAAGAAGCACAUGGACUUUGUCUCUGCGCUCCUGGCUGUCACCAUCUGUUUCAUGGUUUAUGGAAUGAUUCUGACUUCAUUCCUCUGGUUCUCCAUCCACUUCAGUAACAACCUGGACCGAAAAGGCAAAUACACCCUGCGAGAAAGCACUACUAGCUGCUGUGCAUUGCAAGCUGAUCACUCAGGAUGACGCUUUAUGGAGUAGCAGUACCACGUCUUCUCAGAAAACGGAUGAGGACUGAGGGACGCGCACACCUGGGCUCAGGGAUGCAGGUUGCCUCGCUGGGAGCGUGGGAAGGACAGGUUGUAGCUCGGAAAUCGGGACACAAACAGCUGCUUGAGGAGGAAAAAAAAGAAAAAAGCCUAGCAAGCCAAAAUCACAGCCUAAACCAGGCUGCUUGAUUCAGACUUCUCUUGCACUCUCAUCUGAGCAAUUGUCAGUUUCUUGUGACGCCAAAAGACGGAACGUUUCUAGGAAGAUAGCUUUGGAUCGUAGCCCAGGCCCUAUCUUUUGUUGUCAGCAAGUAUGUUUACACUAAGUGUGGCACUGCUAAUGGGAAAUGUGUUCUCCAACCUGGGCACUCUUCAUUAUUGACUCUGAGCAGGUUUCUAAUCAUAUAUAAGUAU
Struthio camelus australis is the source of this 1191-nucleotide messenger RNA. NCBI's taxonomy places the organism in Eukaryota, Metazoa, Chordata, Aves, Struthioniformes, Struthionidae. The record is from RefSeq and is a predicted model, not a curated record.